Molecule: messenger RNA, 1790 nt
Organism: Gossypium raimondii (Peruvian cotton)
Lineage: Eukaryota; Viridiplantae; Streptophyta; Magnoliopsida; Malvales; Malvaceae
Product: glucan endo-1,3-beta-glucosidase
Exons: 4
Coding region: 34-1563 (509 amino acids)
Biological process (GO): carbohydrate metabolic process
Cellular component (GO): plasma membrane
Molecular function (GO): hydrolase activity, hydrolyzing O-glycosyl compounds
Source: RefSeq, a predicted model, not a curated record
AGUAAGCACAAACGAUAAAGUUUAAUUGCCAACAUGCUUCAUGUCGCAGUUCCAAACCCCAUUCACAAAGUAAAGCAUCUAAAACUUCUUUUCUUCAGCCAUGGUGGUCUUGUCCCCCCAUUGCACCAACGAUCACCAUCUUCUCUAACCCACCAAAAGCUAGCCAUGGCAAAACAAUUCAUCCCAUUGUCUUCUUCAAUAUUGGUCGCUGUAAUUUCGCUUUUUCUUGUAUCAACGUUCGUUCCAGGAGUUGGGUCCAUUGGCGUGAACUAUGGCACCGUAGCGAACAACCUUCCCCCACCACCGCAAGUGGCGCAUUUCCUUUUGGAGUCUACCGUUAUCAACCGCGUUAAGCUCUACGACGCCAACCCUGACAUCCUUAAAGCCUUUGCUCACACCGGCAUUGCUGUAACGGUCACUGUUCCAAAUGAUCAAAUUCCUCGACUUACAAAGCUGAAUUUUGCUCGACAAUGGGUGGAAGAUAAUGUUCAACCUUAUACACCAGCCACUAAUAUAGUUCGUAUUUUAGUCGGCAAUGAAGUGAUAACGACGGCGGACAAAAUGCUCAUCGGAAACCUUGUUCCGGCGAUGCAAACCCUCCACACUGCCCUUGUGGCGGCUUCAUUAGACCGGAGAAUCCAAGUCUCGACGCCUCAUUCUUUAGGCGUUCUCUCGAAUUCGAGCCCACCGUCGUCCGGAAAGUUUCGACUGGGCUACGACAUUCAUGUGUUGAAGCCAUUGCUUAGCUUCCUUAGAGCUACAAAAUCACCAUUUAUGAUAAACCCGUAUCCGUUUUUCGGUUGCUCGCCCGAUACGCUUGAUUACGCACUGUUUAGGCCAAAUGCCGGAGUGUUGGACGAAAACACGGGGUUGCUUUAUACGAACAUGUUGGAUGCUCAAUUAGAUGCGGUGUUUUCGGCCAUGAAAGUCCUGGGAUUUGAUGAUCUGGAGAUUGUGAUAGCCGAAACGGGUUGGCCAUCGAUGGGGGAUUCGACCCAAGUUGGCGUUGAUGCAAAUGUUGCAAGCGAAUACAAUGGUAAUCUCAAGCGGCACGUAUCGUCGGGUGCCGGCACACCAUUAAUGCCGAACCGGACUUUCGAGACCUACAUUUUUGCGCUUUUCAAUGAAGAUCUUAAGCCUGGCCCGACAUCCGAGAGGAACUUCGGUCUCUUCCAACCAGACAUGACCCCGGUUUACGAUAUUGGGAUCUUAAGGCCCACGGCUAGAUCAUCGAUUCCAAACAACCCAACCCCAGUGCCGAGGGCCGCACCUUCAAAUCCGACGCCAAGAUCGUCUAAGGGGAAACAAUGGUGUCUUCCCAAAACAGGCGCCGAUGACAACGCUUUGCAAAGGAACAUUGAUUAUGUUUGCGGCUUGGGUUUGGACUGUGGACCCAUUCAACAACAUGGUGCUUGCUUCCUCCCUAACACUGUUCGGGCCCAUGCCGCUUUCGCCAUGAAUCUUUACUAUCAAUCCACCGGAAACAACGACUCCGACUGCGGUUUCGACCAAACCGGAGCCAUCACCAACGUUGAUCCGAGCUAUGGAAAAUGCCAGUACUGACACUUUGUGCUGCAAAUCCAACGGAUCAAGACAUGGAACUCUGAAUGAUUCAGUUUUCAAUUUUGUUUCAUUUUUAGUUUCUGUAGUUUCGGACAAGGAAACAAAAACAGGAGGAGUGGUCUUUUUAUGUAUUAGAGGCAUGUGGGUGCAUGCAUCGUCACGUGAAAGAAACAUAGGGGAUUAAUCUUUAUGAAUAUAAAAUAUAUUUGGGUUUUACUUAACACAAA